AUGGCGCUCAAGCUUGUCCUCCUCGCCGCACUUAUAGCCGUCGCCAGGGCCGGUGUCAUAGGCGCCCCCGCCUUUGUGACCCCUGCAGCUGCCACCCCCUUGGCCUACGCCGCCCCCGCCGCAGUCGACACCGACUACGACCCCAACCCCCAGUACAGCUACGCUUACGACAUCCAGGACGCUCUGACCGGAGACUCCAAGGGACAGCAGGAGACCCGCAACGGAGACGUCGUCCAGGGCAGCUACAGCCUGGUGGAGCCUGACGGCACCCGUCGCACCGUCGAGUACACCGCCGACCCCGUCAACGGAUUCAACGCCGUCGUGCACCGUGAACCCGCCGUGGUGGCCGCCCCCGUCGCUGCUCCCGUGGCACAUGUAGCUGCCCCACUAGCAGUGGCCACCCCUGCAUAUGGCCACACCAUUGCCGCUUCUUAUUACGGUUGA
Messenger RNA from Cryptotermes secundus, 444 nucleotides. RefSeq names its product larval cuticle protein A2B. The coding region runs from base 1 to 444 and encodes 147 amino acids. The record is from RefSeq and is a predicted model, not a curated record. Gene Ontology annotation, cellular component: extracellular matrix. NCBI's taxonomy places the organism in Eukaryota, Metazoa, Arthropoda, Insecta, Blattodea, Kalotermitidae. The transcript has 2 exons.